Molecule: messenger RNA, 1102 nt
Organism: Populus trichocarpa (black cottonwood)
Lineage: Eukaryota; Viridiplantae; Streptophyta; Magnoliopsida; Malpighiales; Salicaceae
Product: non-specific lipid transfer protein GPI-anchored 10
Exons: 3
Coding region: 314-931 (205 amino acids)
Source: RefSeq, a predicted model, not a curated record
UUAUUAAUCCAGUUUCAUUUUGAAGGAAGAAGAUGAGACGCAGAUCUGGUAAGAACAGCUAGCAUGAUCAUGUCAUUCGGAACUUGCACUAGUAAGACAAUUGGUUCAAACAUGCCAAUUUCUAGUCUUUCAACAUAUCUCAUAUAUAUAUUAUCUUGAAUUUAGAUGUACAGCUAGCUAGUUAGGUGGAAGAAAUGAACAAGAAGUGCAUGUAGAACACACACCAUGCAUGUAACAACUCACACUCUAAAUGCACUCUCAGCUUAUUUAGUCAUCUUUCUAACCCUAGAUUUUCUAUCCAAAACAGCACAUCAUGGCCUCCCUGUACUCUGAGCCUCCUACCAUUGCAAUUACUUCACUAGUUUUGCUUCUUCUCAUUUCCCUUCCACCCACAAUCCUCUCACAAAAUCCCCCCAUCCCCACUGACCCAACAGUAACUGAUUGCACUCCAAGGCUGCUACCACUGGCCCCAUGUGCCCCAUUUGUUCAAGGCAUCGCUCAGACACCAGUUCAACCUUGCUGUGACAACCUCAACCAACUCUACCAGGAGCAGCCUGGUUGCAUUUGCCUCUUGCUCGAAGACACCAACUUGAGCUCUUUCCCAAUUAAUCGCACCUUAGCCCUGGAGCUGCCUGCUCUUUGCAACGUGCAAAUUAACAUUGCUGCCUGUUCAGGGACCCCUCAGGUCCUCUCUAGUCCACCUGCUUCUCAAGUUUACCCGGGAGCACCCUCCAAUUCUUCUGUUGGGAGACACACCGACUAUUCUUUUGCUGCUUCUCCUGUGGUUGAAGGGGAGCCAAGAUCCUCCAUCAUGGGAAUCGGAUUUCAUCGGAGUACUGGUGUUAAGUUGGAGGCAGAAGGUUCCUUGAUGCUUCUGGUGACUCUGGCAGUCGUUUCUUUAUCAAAAAGCAUUUCGUUGGGUCUAGGUUAAUAAUAAGCAUGUUGUGUUUAUCCUAUAUUGGUAUUCUUAGUCUUAGUAUUUGGGAUAAUACAGUGCUGGUUUUAAACAGUUGUUUCCUAUGGAUGAUUGCACCUGUAUUAGAAAGGUUAACCAGUUUGGAGUGUAAAAGGUAAGUGCUUGAACGGCAUUUUUUAACCUCCA